Molecule: messenger RNA, 1572 nt
Organism: Brassica napus (rape)
Lineage: Eukaryota; Viridiplantae; Streptophyta; Magnoliopsida; Brassicales; Brassicaceae
Product: putative B3 domain-containing protein REM4
Exons: 5
Coding region: 1-1572 (523 amino acids)
Molecular function (GO): DNA binding
Source: RefSeq, a predicted model, not a curated record
AUGGUGGAUCCAGUUAUGGUCUCCUCUACCAACAAACCCAUCUUCUUCAUAGAUCUCUCUGGACAAAACUCCAUUCCUAUGAUUCCGGAUUCGUUUAUUUCGAAUCACGUGAAGGGUAAAACUCAGUCAACGAAACUGAAACUGACUUCGGAUGUUUCGGACACAUCAUGGGAAGUUGAACUGGACGGCCAGAGAUUCGCUCGCGGAUGGAAACAGUUCUCGGUUCACCAUGGCGUCCGAAACGACGACGUUUUGAGUUUCAGGCACGACGGGGACAUGGUCUUCCACGUCACGCCCUUCGGACGUAGCUUCUCUCAUCAGAUACAGUUCAUCUCUUCUACAUCCGAAGAUAAAAAUGAUGAUGAUGAACAUAAUAUCUUUGAUGAUGAUGUUUAUGAUGAUGACGAGGAACAUGCCGAUGCUGGAGAUGAUGAUGAUGAUGAUGAUGAUGGAGAUUCGACAUCGGAAGAGGAAUUAUUUCCUUCGUCCAAGAAGAAAGCAAUAGCAGAAACAGAGUCUUCACUAGAUGACUCUUACCUUGUUGCGCACGUCACAUCUUCAAACCUAAACCGAAAUCAUAUGGGUAUUUCAAACAAAUUUGCCAGGCCAAAUGGUCUGAAAAACAGACAGUGUGAGAUUGAUCUACUCAACGAAGAAGGCAAAUCUUGGACUCUGGAACUUAGACACAACAAAACAACUGGUCAAGCUUAUAUGUGCAGAGGCUGGACAAGUUUCUGCCAAGGAAAUGGGAUCAAAGCCGGAUCUUCUUGUAGAUUUAAACUUGUUAAAAACGGAACCAAACCGGUGCUACAGUUGUGUCCCAAUACCUCUACCAUUCUUCACAAAAAACGUGACGUUCCUGAAACAGAAGGUGAUGAGAUUGGAUACGAGGAUUGUUCAGAGACAGCUCAAAUGAAUCAGAACAGGACUGUGGCAAUAGAGUUUAAACCUCACAUGUUAAGGAAUGGUCAACUUCGAAUCCCUGCAUCAUUUUCAAGAGAGAACGGGAUUAAUGAAGCAGGAGAGAUAACUAUAGUGAACAAAGACGGCGUAGAGUGGAAGUUGCAUCUAGUUAGCGUCAAGGGACGUGGCCAGUUUUACGUUAAAGGUUUUAAAGAUUGCUUUAGAGCCAAUGGCAUAAAGAAAGUUGGUGAUUGCUUCACACUGGAUGUUGUUCGAGGAGGAAGUAGUCCCAUUCUCAAGAUCUGCUCCAAGAUAAAGGAAGCAUCAUUUGAUGGUAAUCAGACUACGAAGAGAAGACAGUCAAGGAUGAUUCAAGCACCAAGAGCUGAAGAAGAGAUGGAGACUAGGGUCCAGAAGAAAGCUCGAGUUUCCGCAGAAGAAGGAUCAUCUCGCCGUACCAGGGCAUCAAACAAAUCAAGUGUUGGUCCAGCAAACUUGCAGCACAAGAAACCACUUGAACCUUGCUCAAUCUCUGAUCAAGUGAAUAAGGUGAGACAGAGUAUUGUGCACACUUUAACAGAUGUAAGACAGUUUCGGUCGGAGCUCGAGAUAAAGGAACAAAAUCUAGAAACUUCGCUGCUGGAAAUUGAUGCCCUAGGUAUGAUCUGA